Molecule: messenger RNA, 2477 nt
Organism: Lucilia sericata (common green bottle fly)
Lineage: Eukaryota; Metazoa; Arthropoda; Insecta; Diptera; Calliphoridae
Exons: 4
Biological process (GO): G protein-coupled receptor signaling pathway
Cellular component (GO): membrane
Molecular function (GO): adenylate cyclase inhibiting G protein-coupled glutamate receptor activity
Source: RefSeq, a predicted model, not a curated record
GUUUAACUAAAAAAACAACAAAACGAACAACACCAAACCCAUAAUUUUUCUUAUAUAAAAUCAAUGUAAAUAGAAUCGAAUUUCCUAGAAGAAGAAAGAAAAAACUUAAAAGGCAAAACAAAUUUCCAGCUAAGAAACAAAUAAAGGCAUAUCUUCAAAUAUUUGGAAUCAUAAACACACCCACACCACAAAUUAAAACUGAUAACAAACAAAUCAAAAGGAUAAACACACGUGUCUAGGAAAUUUGAUGCAAAAAACCUAACCUUAACUUCAUAGGGCUCUCAAGUAAAAAAAAAAAAAAACAAGCAGCAUUUUAGGCGCUAAAAAGCACAAACUAGAAAAAACAAUGAAGACCUUUAAAGCUUUAACACAAAAAAAGUUAACUGUUUUAUUAGCCAUCAUAUUUAUAACACAAAUCAAUGCUGUAAUCAGCCAACAGGAAGAUGAAUUACAAAAUAACAGAGGCUGGAGAUUGGCUAACAAUACAACAAACAUAGAGCCUUUAAUGGUGAUGGUGGUGGGAGAUAUAGAGGCCACAGCCAUUAGCUCUACCAGCAAAACGCCCUAUUUAACUAACAAUAUGGCUGAUAUUAACCAAAACCCUGAUGAAAAUGAAGACAUGAAUAACAACAACAACGAUGAGCAUGCUAAUGACAACGAUAAUAAUAUAACACCUCAGGCUUAUAAAUAUUAUAGCAAUCAGCAAGAAAAACAUAAAACUCUAAAUCAACUACAGCACAACAAACAUAAAAAUCAUUUUCAACAUGCUGGACAACAGCUGUCAGGCCAUAACACCAAGCAACAUCGUCAUCAUCAACAUCAUCCUACACAACAUCAUCAACGUCCACACAGAUAUCGAUAUCCUGCAAAUCAUUACUCUAGCAAAUAUCCUUUUGAAAAGCAUAAACAUCAUGUUAAACAUCAUCGACAGCAUCAUCAACAACCUGAAGUGGAACAACAACCAAACCAACACCACCACCAUAAUCACCAAAGUCCUCAUAGCAAAACGCAAAUAAAACAAAAACUAAAUCCCUCUUUGUCUUCAUAUGAAAAUAAACAAUUAACUAUUGCUACGGAAAUGCUAAAGCAACCAACUAUAGAAAACUAUAAAAAAGAAAAACUAACAACAUCUACGUAUGCGAAGCAGCAGCAGCAUAAUAGAAAUAUUGAUGAUUUUGUUAACAUAACGCCAGAGGAUUUUAAUUAUCAAAAUGAUGAUGAUUUUGAAAUGUUGUGGCAAAAUGAUAAUGAAAGAGAAUCUUUAAAUAGAAAUCAAAAUGUAAAACAUUAUAGUAUUACAACACCAGCAACCAAGCAUAACAAUAAGCAUGCAACCAUGCUAACGCCGUAUUACGAUGAUGAUGGUGAUGAUGCAACAACUUUGUCAUUACCUUUUGUCAACGUAGGUGAUGAUGAUAUCAGCAUCAGCAGCACCACUAGCACGCCAUAUUCCUUUGCCAGUGAUGCUCAAACAUUUGCCGAUGAUUUCUUUUUUGAUAAUGACAAUAAAUUCCCUUAUCUAACACAUCUCUAUCAUCAGCCUCAUCAUACCCAAUCCCAGGGUCAAGGAGCUCAAAUGGGUGAUUAUUUUGCUGCCUCACCCCGUUCGGGUAGACAUCGUGGUCGUGCUACUUCUCAUAUAAUAGCCAGUCAUAACCUUUUACAUUCGGUGGGUUCGAAAAAAUUUCGUUCUUUACCUGAAACCGAUCAAGAAUAUCAAAUGCAACGUUUACUUUAUGCCCCGCCCACACAAAGACAUUGGCCGGUUAAACGUGAGGCCGUAGUAGAGGGUGAUGUUAUAUUAGGUGGCCUUAUGAUGGUGCAUUCUAGAGAGGAUACUAUCACCUGUGGACCCAUUAUGCCGCAGGGUGGCAUCCAGGCUUUAGAGGCCAUGUUAUAUACUAUUGAUAGGAUUAAUGAAAUGGAUUUAUUGCCUAAUAUUACUUUGGGUGCUCAUAUUUUAGAUGACUGUGAUAAGGAUUCGUAUGGUUUGGAAAUGGCAGUGGAUUUUAUUAAAGGUUCCAUUAGCAACAUAGAUGAUGCUGAAUAUCAUUGCAACAAGACUACUGUACGUAAAGUUAUUUCUGGUGUAGUGGGUGCUGCCUCAUCGGUUACUUCUAUACAAGUGGCAAAUUUACUCAGAUUGUUUCGUAUACCACAGGUCUCCUUUUUCUCCACCAGUCCUGAGCUAAGUAAUAAACAACGUUUUGAAUAUUUCUCACGCACCAUACCCUCGGAUCACUAUCAAGUUAAGGCCAUGGUGGAAAUAGUCAAACGCAUGGGUUGGAGUUAUGUCUCCAUUAUAUACGAAGAAAGUAAUUAUGGCAUAAAGGCUUUCGAGGAAUUGGAAGAAUUAUUGGCCCGUCAUAGCAUUUGCAUUGCUGUUAAAGAGAAACUGGUUAAGGAUUCUGGUGUGGCCGAUGAAAUUGCAUACGAUAAUAUUGUACAAAAGUUACUGACCAAACCACGAGCACGUG